Chlorocebus sabaeus (green monkey) is the source of this 2221-nucleotide messenger RNA. Lineage: Eukaryota; Metazoa; Chordata; Mammalia; Primates; Cercopithecidae. The record is from RefSeq and is a predicted model, not a curated record.
UUGACUGUGAUCUUAUUUUCCUGUGUGGAAUUACAGGCAGUUGCUGCCAUGCUCCCUUAUGAUUCUGAUAUUUUAUGGUUUUCUAUUGUUGAUUUAAAAUGUAUUUUUUUUCUUUAGUAGCGCCUGCUGUUACUAUUGAAGACUGCAUGAACAGGCUUUCCUGCAGACCGGAUACUUUUUUAGUGCGUAUGCGACUAAAAAAGGAUGGUGACUUCAAUUUUAAAUCCAAGAAUGUUCCAGAACAACACUUAAUGAAGCGAAGAACUAUUUCUCAACAACCAACAAGGACUAUUUCUCAACAAGCAAUCUUCUCUACAAGGAAGAAUCUGAAAACGACAUAUGGUACUGUGAGAACAGGAAAUAUAACUUUGCUUGAGGGCAGCAGUUCUGACAGCGAAAAUGAAGAUGGGGUUAAAAUCCAUCCUGAAAUCAUCAAUAGUCAGCCUCGUCGACCUACACACCCUGGUCUGAAACCUUCCCUCAAUCCUAUAGUGAACCCUGGUGUUACAAAGGAGGAAGCAACAAAACCAUCAACUGGAAAAAACAAAAAUGAUACGUCAUCAUCAGGAUCGGAAGAGGAAGAUACAGGAUCAUCCCGUAGUUCUAAGAGUAUCUCCAAGAAUCUUCUCCAGAAGCAUGGUGGUCAUUCAUCUGGGGCUGCUGAUCAGCAGAGGAAAAAUGCAGUAAAUGGAAAUGUAGAUGAACAAGACUUAAAAUUGAUAUCAGAGAGAGAGCAAGACAGGCUUCAAGGAUGUGAAAGUAACCAGCCACAGGUUGCAGAAAAAAUGAGAAAGUGCAGAAAUAAGAAAAUGGAAGUGUCAAGAAACCUACAUGCUGAUGACAGUGACAGUGAUGAUGAUGAUGAUGAAUUAAUUCAAGAAAGAAGGGGCAGAAAAUCUGAUAAUCAUCAAUGUCCCAGGCAGAAGAGUGAAGAGUACAAUAGGCUUGCAAGGAAAACCUCUAAUGAAAAGAACAAGGUUAAAAGAGAUCUAUAUUCCAAGGAUGACCUCAAUGACAUAAUUUGGUCACCUGAAACAUCCUCAGAGGAUGAUGACUUGCCUUAUUCCAGUGAUAAAAACUUUAUGUUAUUCAUUGAACAACAUGGAAUGGAGCAUAAAGGUAGGACCAACGCAUAAAUAUAAGGCUUUUUCCCUAUCCUAUAGUAAUGUAUGCACACAUUGCUUAGCACCGUACCAUAGAUCACUGAUGUGUUACAGGGAUGUUCAUCUCAGAAAUGUGCCUUUACCCAGGGUCAGGUUGUCAUUAUCUCAUACCUUGAAUACUGUGAUAAACUUAUAACUCUUUUCCCUACUUCCCCACCUUCCAAAACCAUGGUCUAUUCUGCAACCAUAAUUAUAUACAUUUUUAAAAUUUGCAUCUGAUCGUGUUACCCGAUUGCUUAACACCCAGCUGCAACUUGUCAUUGCUAUAAGGUAAAGAUGACAAUGCUCUAGCUUUAUAUUACUUCAUUUCAUACCCUUGUUUCUGUCUGUGUCACAGCCAGUGCCCAGGUGUUUGCUCCUACAAUCCUUAGCUUUAGUGAAAUAUAGUUGAUAUAUGUUAAAGUGCACAUAUGUAAGAUGUACAAUUUAGCAAGUUUUGACAGGUGUAUACACCUGUAAAACUGUCACCAUAAUCAACACAGUUAUCAUAUCCAUCACCCACAAAAGUGUCCUUUGCUGCCUUAUGUUCCCUUUUUAGAAAAACUGCUAAAUUAUUUUCCAAAAGAUGUGUACCAUUUUGUAUUGUCAUCAGCAGAACAGGACGGUUGCAGUUGCUAAAUUGUUACACUAAGUACUGCAGUAUUUAUUUGUAGCCAUUCUCAUGGAUGUGGUUACUGUGCAUGAUCCUAAUGACUAAACAUGUUAAACAUCUUUCUAUGGUUUUAUUUGCCAUCUGUAUAUCCUCUUUGGUGAACUAUGUUUUCAAAUCUUUUUCCAUUUACAAAAUUAGAUUGAUGUUUUCUUGCUUGUUGAAUUUUAAUAGUUCUGGAUACUAUUACUUUACAAGAAUAUUUUUUCCAGUUUGUAGGUUGACUUUAUUAAUAGUGUCUUUUGAAGAGUUUUAAAUUUUGAAGAACUUAUUUAGUUACAGAGUUUGCAUUUUAUGUCGUAUCUAAGAAAACUUUGCCUAGCACAAGUAAUUUUCUCAAAAAUUUUAUUCUGUGCGUCAUUCUAGAGGUCUUAUAGUUCUGGGUCUUACAUUUAAAUGCAUGUUUCAU